GCGCCGCGUGCCUGGCAGCGGGCGGGGCCGCGGGCCCGAGCGACGCGCGCCGGCGCCGUCGGGGCUGCUGACGGCGAGUUCUCGCGUGGACGGCCGGGCGAAGCCAGCCCGCACCGCGGCCGCCGCCCUCCGCAGGCCCGGAAGCGGCGCGAACGCCGCGCGGUUUGAGCCUCGUGGGUCUCCGUUCCGCGCAGCGUGGACGCCUUCCCGCGUUUUCCAGCGAGCGAGGGGUCAGAGGGCGCCGCGCAGGCGCACGGAGCCGAGGCCCCGGCGGCCAUGGGCGAGGCCGGCGGCCCUGAGGAGGAGUGCUGGCGCAUGGGGCCCAAGGAGGAGUUCGUGAAGGUGCGGAGGAAGGACCUGGAGCGCCUGACCACGGAGGUGAUGCAGAUCCGCGACUUCCUGCCCCGCAUCCUGGACGGGGAGGUGCUGGAGAGCUUCCGGAAGCUCCAGAUGGUGGAGAAGAACCUGGAAAGGAAAGAGCAAGAAUUAGAGCAGCUGAGAAUGGACUGCGAGCACUUUAAAUCCCGGCUGGAGACCGUGCAGGCUGACGGCGUGCGGGAGAGGAAGGAGAAACUGGCUCUUCGGCAGCAGCUGAAUGAGGCGAAGCAGCAGCUGCUGCAGCAGGCAGAGUACUGCACGGAGAUGGGGGCGGCGGCCUGCACCCUCCUGUGGGGCGUCUCCAGCAGCGAGGAGGUCGUCAAAGCCAUUCUGGGCGGAGACAAGGCUUUGAAGUUUUUCAGCAUCACUGGGCAGACAAUGGAGAGUUUUGUGAAGUCCCUGGAUGGAGAUGUCAAAGAGCUUGAUUCUGACGAAAACCAGUUUGUCUUUGCUUUAGCUGGAAUUGUGACAAAUGUUGCUGCCAUAGCGUGUGGUCGGGAAUUCCUGGUCACCUCCAGCCGGGUGCUCCUGGACACCAUCCUGCAGCUCCUGGGAGACCUGAAGCCGGGCCAGUGCACCAGACUCAAAGUGCUCAUGCUGAUGUCCCUGUACAACGUGAGCAUCAACCUGAAAGGCCUGAAGUACAUCAGCGAGAGCCCGGGAUUCAUCCCCUUGCUGUGGUGGCUUCUGGGCGGUAUCUCUCUGCAGUGGAAGCUCAUCUCCGUGUGUCUCGCUUGACCAGAAGCUGGUGCAUUGCCUUUCCAGUGUCCCUGCUUCCCAGGCAGAGGACGGCCUUGCCGCUGACCAGUUUCCUGUAACCUGUGCUGAUUUCCUUCCCUCCUGUGAUUCGGCUGCGUGGCUGGCGUUUUCCCAGGCUUCCUCCGGAUUCUUCACAUUCCUCUUAAGCCGCAGAGCUGGCCUGGAACCACAGAGUGGAUCAGGAGGGGCCGCAUGCUGGGGAGCUGUGUGCAGGCAGGGCCGGAGCACGCUUGGAACGGGCUGUGCUUCCUGCCAGUGUCUGUAGUGUGGGAAGGGUGGAGCAUCCACUCCCCGUCUCACGUCUCACGUGUCCUUGCUGGGCUGAGAAAUCUGAAACCUUACAAGUGUUUUAGCCCAGAACUCUGCCUGAGCCCCCGGGAACCCUGGAGGACGUCCCGCCGCUGUGUUCAGAUGCAGCUCCGCAGCUCCCCCAGCACCACUGCCGCACCUCUGACUUCCUGGUUUUUCAGACCUGGAUAACCCUGCGGUGAUCCUGGACCCCUUAUUGCCUCUCACAGGCACACUGCCCUGUCGGGGUCCUGAAGGCUCCACCUCCAGCACACAGCCAGUCCCAGCUUCCCCUCCUGUCUGCGUGUGAGCCCCUGCUGCGUGAGGUCUGCUUCCAGGCCUCUGCAUGGCUCAUCUUCAGGCUGUGAAUUGGGAGCCGUGAGCAUGCUGGCAGGGAGAGCCCAGCAUGCUGGCUGAGAUGCAAAAAAUGUGUAAAAGCAUUCCUGGGACCUGGAAAGAGAUAAUUAUACCCACAGCACAAAAGCCAGGUGGAAGUGAGAGGACGGAGAACCGAGCCUUUUGCCUUGAGGGCACUUGUCAAACUUGACCUUCAGUUUCCAGGGCUCACAGGGAGCAGGACAGGAGACAGAGCCCGGGCUCCACAUCCGCUGUUCAGUCUAACAGGAGCUCCCACAGGGUCAGGGUCAACUAAGGAAACCCCCAGUCCGUGGAGUCUGCAGGAAAACAUCUGAUUGGAGCAGUUUCUGGGAGCUCACUGCUGAGACUUAGCGACUGUGUGUUGGUUUCAUGUGGGUUUGGAGUCUGGCUGAUGUUAUGGUAGCUUGGCUGGGCCACCGGGAGCCCAGACACUGCUCACCCGUGACUCUGGCUGAGCCUGGGAGGGAGAUCCUGGGUGAGAUGCACGUGAGGCAGAGGCUUCCCCCACGUGGGGCCUCAUCCAGUCGGCUACAGGCCCGAGAACAAAAGGCCGGGGAGGAGGGGACUCCUGCUUGGCUGCCUGGGCUGGGACCCCGGUCUGUUCCUGCUGUGGGCCCAGGUAGAGACACCGGCUCUUCUUUUGGACUGGAACUAUAUGUCAGCUCUCCUAGGGCUCCAGCUUGCCAACUGCAGUUCUUGGAAAUCCUCGGCUUCCACGGUCGCACGAGCCGAUUCCGAAUGCAGUCUCUGUUCACCCGUCCGUCCUGACGUCCGUCAGUUCGGUUCUCUGAAGGACGCUGCCUGCCAGCAGUCUGUUUAGAGAUGGGAAUCCUUCCGGAGAGUUCUUGACUUCAGCCGAGCCCUCGCGGACUUCCUCCAGAGGGCGUUCCAGGGUCUGCGCUCACGUCUGUCUGGGAAGCGUGAGGAGGGGCACACGUGACGGACCCGCGUCAUGCACCCGCAGAGGGUUUCAGAUGACAGAAUGACCGGACCAACACGAAGGAACCGUCUCACGUGCUGAAGGCAGAGGAGGAGGGGUUGGCGUGUGAGUGAGCAGGCGCAGCUUCGUUGCGGUGUACCUGCGAUUGUGUGUGCCGUUGAAGAGAUGAAAUCCUUCUGCAGGUGAUCCAGGCUGAAGCAGAGAGAGACUGAGGCGGAGGAGACCAGGAACUUCGCUGUGCUAGCUGCUCACUCGGGAAGGAAGCGGCGUCCGAGUAAUGGCCGGGACGUCCCCCUCCGAGCAGUACGCGCUGAGACACGGUGGGACGGGAACUCGGAGCUCGGAGACGGAGGAGGUUCAGAGGCCGCAGGCGAAGGACGCGCCUUCCCUGGAGCGACUCAGACCGACGCGUGUCCCCUUGGCGGCGGCUGCUCGUGUCUUCACGCGAGAGGAAGUAACUGAAACUUGUGCCCACCAUCCCAUCAAGUCGGUUCUUUUGAAAGAUGUAUGUGUUUAUUUGGAAGGCGGGCGGAGAAAGGGAGCUCAGUCUUCCGUCUGCUAGUUCCCUCUUCACAUGUCCACAACAGCCGGGCCUCCAGCUGGGUCUCGUGGGUGGCAGAGACUCCAGUGCUGUGGCCGUCAUCUGCGGCUGCCAGGAGCAUUGGCAGGGAGCUGCGUUGGAGGCGGAGCCACCGGGACUCCCACCAGCUCUCCAGUGUGGGGUGCGUGUGAGAGCUGUGGCACAGUCGGUGAAGCCACCAAAUGUUUCCAAGAACGACGAGAAAUAGCGGCAUUCCAGACAAGUGAAAACCACGUGCAGGGUGGGCUCGGGGCUGGGGAAAGCUGGGGAAAGCUGGGAGACGCAGGUGAGGGCGGGGACUGGAUAACGGCCAUCUGAGUGGGCGUGGCUUGUAGAAGCAGUGCAGACCAAAGACAGCAGAGUCCCCAGCAGUGGCCUCGUGGGGGGGCAGCAGUGGCCUGAGACACGGCGAGGUGCAGGUGGGCGGGGCUCAGAGGCGCUUUGUGCUGUGACCGGGUGUUGUUGCUGUGCGGUACAACAGUGUAACAUCAGCACACUGUUGGGGCAUCAGCUCAGGAUCGGGGUCCUGUGCUAGCCAGCUGCCCUGCACACACUGCCCCGCCUCCCCUCUGCUAGCAGUGUCCCUUGGAUAUUACCGCCUCCCUCUGGUCGGGUGUGGCAAGUCUCCGUCGGACAUCAGCACACAGACUCUUGGAGAGGAGGAGCCUGGGCCUGGAGUGCUGACAGCCUUGAGGUCAGACUUGCAUCCUGUUGGACCUGAACUUGGUAGCUGUAGGACGAUCCUGGCCCUGUCACACACCGUGUCCUGUCUUCACAGUGGGGCCCCUGGGACUCCUGGAAGCUUGGCGCCCUGCAGGUCCUGUGUGCCAGGGCUAGCGAGGCGUCCUCUCCCCAGGUCUUGGGUUCCUCACAUGCUCUGCACAGCUCCCCCACAGCUUUGAACAUCCCCUCGCUCUUCCCACCUCUCCUCUUCCUGCCCGUCUCCUCAGGUUCAGCCCAGCUCAUGCCCCCAGGAGCCGCCAUCCGCUGCCCUGCUUGUGCGGGGGUCUCUCCCUGUGUCCCAUUCCCUGAGGGACAGCUCCUGUGGGCUCCGGCUCUGCAGUCAGCAGCUUUACCCGCUGCGCCACGGCGCCGGCCCCAGGACUUCAGGACGUCCUUCUUUGUGAGGACUGGAUAAUGUUUCACCCUGUCUCUGCACUGCGGUUUCCUUUUCCACUAGUCUGGUGACGGACACCGGAUGGCCGCGCAUCUCCGCUUUGCUGAAUGUCGCUGCAGUGCAGUUGGGGGUGCAGAUAGCGCCCCGAGAUCCUGAGUUCAGCUCUUUAGGGUGCGUGUCCAGAAGUGGGGUUGCUGGGUCUGGUGGUAGCUGUCUUUAGUUUUCUGAGAACUUCCGCUGUGUUCCGUGAGGCCUGUGCCAGUUGACGCCCCCACCCCCCCCGCGUUGUUGACAGCCAUCCUGGCGGGGUGGGACGGUAUCGCACAGUGUCCCUGAGGCCUGGUGACAUUGAGCCCCUUUCAUACACGUGGGGCCACUUCCGUGUUUUCUGUGGAGAGUGUCUACUCAGAUCUUUGGUCUCUAUUUUAACUGGGUUAUGUGUUGUUACUGAUUUAUGACUUUUUAGGAUACUGGCCCGUACUAGACAAGUGGUUUGCAGAUGCUCGCUCUCACCCCAUAGAUCACCAUUUCAUGUUGUUAUUGUCUUCGCUGUGCGCACUCCCACUUGUUUUUGUUUUCUUAUUUUGGUGUCAUACUAAAAAAAUCACUGCCAGGCUGGCGCUGUGGUGCACCAGAUAAAGAUCUUGCUUGCAGUGCUGGUUUGAGUCCCAGCUGCUCCACUUCCGAUCCAGCUCUCUGCUGUGGCCUGGGAAAGCAGUGGAAGAUGGCCCAAGUCCUGGGGCCCCUGCACCCACGUGGGAGACCUGGAAGAAACUCCUGUUCUUGGUUCUCGUUCUUUCUCUCUCUCUCUCCCCCUGUAACUCUGCCUUUCAAAAAAUAAAUAAACUUAAAAAAAAUCACUUCCAAGCCCAUGUCAAGGAAAUUCUCCCUUUGUUUUCUUGCAGUUUCAGGUUUGAGGUUUAUGUCUUUAAUGCAUUUUGAGUUGAAUUUGACACUGGCGUGAGGUGAAGGACAGAGCUCGUCCUGAGGUGUCAGGACAUCCAGUUUUCCCAGCGAGAUCUGCUGAGAGACUGUCCUCUCGCCGCUGUGACCCCAGGCACCAUUGUCAGAUGGGCUGUCUGUACGUAUGUGAGUUACUUCUGCGCUCUCAGUGUCUGUAUUUACGCCUGUGCCAUGCCGUUUUGAUUAUUGUGGCCUUCUAAUAUAAUGAGAUGGAAAGCGUAAUGUUUCCUGCCGUGUCUGUCUUGCCCAGGAGCACUUUGGCUCUUUGGGGUCUUUCACGGUUCCAUAUAAAUUUUAAAGUUGUUCUUCUGAUUUCUGUGACAAAAUUUCCGUGAUAUUUUAAUGGGAAUUACGUUUGAAUCUGUAGGUUGUUUUGGAUAUCGGGACAUUUUCAGUGUUAAUUCUUGCAGUUCAUGAACAUGGCAUCUCUUUCAUUUGUUUAUGUUUGCUUCAGUUUCCUUCAUUGGCGCUUUUUAAUUUUGAGCGAUAGCUUCCUUAUCCCGAGUGUGUGCCCAUCCUCAGCUGCUGUCCCAGGUGCACCGUGUGGCAGCGGGAGGGAGCAGUCUCUGCCUUCCUUUAACAGUCCCCUGGACGCAGUGUGCCUUCGGCUGUCCACGUGCGUUCCAUUCCUCCCUGACCUCAGCCCCGGGGGUCUCUGAGGACCUUCUGAAUCCAAGCCAUUCUCCAGGCCCCUGGGUCGUCUUGCCAUUCUGCCUGCCUGCGGUCUGGCCCAGCCCCGUCUGGUGGUGCUGAUCCCAGGUUGAGCCCUGGGGGGCUGUUGUACCAGCCCAGAUCGCGGUUGGAUUCCCUGAGUUACCGUGGAUGGCACGACUGGACUCAGGCCUGGCAGUCAGCGCUUGGCCUAGUUUCUCUGGGGCCGUUGCUCUGGCCUGCAUGUCCUGUAGCAGACCGUCUGCACUGACCGCUGGCUGUGGGCCCAGGCCGUGGGACGCCGGUGCCUGCCCUGGGCUGGACCAGAGCCUCUCUCCAGGGCUCUUGUGGCUCGAGCUGUGUUCUGCACUCGUGGGCCGUGGGGGUAGGGGGCUGCAGGCCCGUCCCGGUCUCUCUCUGCUUUCCAUCGCUGCAGCUGAGGCAGAGGUGCAGGAGCCCUGUGGCUGCCGUGGACUCCUCCCCUGCCCAGGCGUGGCUCUUUAGCCUUGUCUCAAAUUCGGAGUUAGACUGGCGUCUUCCGUCAGUGACGCCUUGUGCUUUUCCCAAGCUGGUGGACGCCUCGCUUCCGUUCAGUGAGGACAGCGCGUCCCUCCCCUAAUAAGGACUCUGUCUCCCAGUGGCACUGCUCACCUCUACCGUGCUGGGUGGGCGAGGCAGUCGGGGCAGGGCGGGGCCCUGGUCACUGAUGGCCGGCACCUGCAGCACAGCAGUGCUCGAGGCGCAGCCUGCAGUUUGGACACGGCUGUGGCAGCACAGCAGAGCUGCUGCUCAGAGCUUGAUGACGUCGCCUAACAGGGAGGAAGGCUGAGGGACUUGGUUACUAGUCGAAGUUUAUUUUUUUAUUAUUUUUUUUAGAUUUUUAUUUUAUUUAUUUGAAAGAGUUACGCAGAGAGGCAGAGACAGAGAGAGGUCUUCCAUCCCUCGUUCACUCCUCAGAGGGCCACAACGGCCGGAGCUGCGCCGAUCCGAAGCCAGGAGCCAGGAGCUUUCUCUGGGUCUCCCACGUGGGUGCAGGGGCCCAAAGACUUGGGCCAUCUUCCACUGCUCUCCCAGGCCACAGCAGAGAGCUGGAUCGGAAGAGGAGCAGCCGGGACUCGAACCAGCACCCAUAUGGGAUGCCCGGUGCCUCAGGCUAGGGAGUAACCCACUGCGCCACAGCGCCGGCCCAAUUUAGUGGAAGUUUAGUUACCUAUCUUCGUAAUUCUUUUCAGUCCAAAUAUGUGGGAUUAUAAGAAUCGGUUAAUGAGUCUAACCAGCUAACUUCACAUUACACAAGCAAUGGGUAGCCAUCUGACAGAAAUGAAAACGUUUCACAGAAAGUCUUUGCUGGCAGGUUUUCAGUGUAAUGUUUCAUUGUGUUGGCUUGGUGUCUAGCCUGUGAGGCUUGCAAACGUGGUUUUUGUCUUAAAAAACAAAAGAAAACAAAACAGAAUACCACUCUCAAACAUUACGGACUGGAAACUGGCUCUUCGGGAGACCCGUCCACGAGGAGGCCGCCGGUGUGGAGUGAGCGCGGGCCCCGGGCUGUGCCCACAGAUGGUUUGACGGUGUCCUUAUGUCAGCGAUUUGAUUUCCAUACGAUGUGUCCCACAGUGUGGACAGGAGUGGGCCAGCGCAGGACAUCUCCUGGUGGCAGACACUGGCAAAUCCCGCGCUCUGUGUCCAGUGCAGCGCCUGGGAGCAGCCUGGGCUCUCUGUGGUCUAGGAGCUGACGGACUCGCAGGCACCGCUAGAGAGGGCGUGGCCUCCCCGGGAAGCUGUGGUUGGCGUGGGUUGAGGUCCCAGUAAAAAUAAUCCGAAUAGAAACACAGAACGUUGAAGAUGGGAAGCCUGGAGUUCAUGGCUGGGGAGCGACUCCUGGAGAAGCGCCAGGGGACAGGGGUCGUGAGGCUGCAGGGCCCGGCAGCAGGAGGACCUGGGGGCCCUGGGCUGGAGUCCCACCCGUCUCCUGUGGUCUCCUAGUGCCUGGCCCUGAGCGAGCCCCUGCAGUUCCGUGACAUUCAGGCGUGGCAUGUCCGAGUACGAGCACUGUUCCUGCUGGGGAUUUUAGUGGACAGAAGUGGGAACACUGCAUCCUGUUUCAUAGGAGAGAAAAUAAUUGAGGAUGGACUGGUUGGUCUUCAGCCAGACUCCGCUCAGGGCUCAGGAUAGAGAAGGGCCUUCGAUGGCGGCCUCUGGGGUUUCAGUAGAGGACGUGGUCAGACAGGACAGAGCUCAGGGUGCUGAGGAUCCUGUGCCUGUCAGGGAGGGAGCGUCUUGUGUGUUUGAGGGCAGUCAGAGUCUCAUUUCCAGUUUUCAAUGAAAAAUGGAAGAGAAUUGAGACCGGCACUGUGGCGUAAAAGGCGAAGCAGCCACCUGCGACACCAGUGUCCCUCAAGGGCUCCGGCUCAAGUCCCAGCUGCUCCACUUCCCAUCCAGCUCUGGGAAGCAGUGGAGGAUGGCUCAAGUCUUUGGGCCCUGCACCCACGUGGGAGACCUGGAUGAAGCUCCUGGCUCCUGGCUCCUGGCUUCAGCCUGGCCCAGCUCUGGCCAUUGUGCCUAUUUGGGGAGUAACCAGUGGAAGGAAGAUUUCUCUGUCUUUUCUUCUCUGUCUGUAACUCUGCCAUUCAAAAAAAUAAUUUUUUGUAAAAAAAAUGGAAUAGAAAGAAAAGUAAGAAUGAGUAUAUUUUACUUGAAAGUGUACUGUGACCUUCAUAGUGUUUUCAUGGGCUAGGAGUUAGCUCCUCCUGUGCGUGUUUCUACAGGGGUUUCUUUUAUGGUGUCGCAGUGGGUUACUCAAAUUUGCUCCAAUUUUGAUGGUUUUAUGAUAGGCCACAAAUAUUGGAAUGGUUUUCAUAAUCAUUUCUGUCUGAUUCUGCUUUACUCUUUUACUCUUCCAGAAAAGAUACUGAGUGUUGUUCAUUAACUCCCUGAUGAGAGAUCUGGGUGGCUGGGAAAUUUUUUUAAAGAUUUUGUUAGUUUAUUUUGAAAGGCAGGGUUAUAGAAAUGGGGGGGGGGGGCGGGGAGACAGGAAGAGAGAUUGUUUCCGUCUGCUGUUUCACUCCCCGAAUGGCUGCCAUGUCCUGGGCUGGACCAGGCUGAAGACAGAAGCCAGGAGCUCCAUCUGAGUCUCCCAUACGGGUGCUGGGACCCAAGCACUUGGGCAUCUUCCACUGCUUUCUCGGGCCAUUGGCAGGGAGCUGGAUGGGAAGCGGAGCAGCCGGGACUCGAGCUGGCGCCCAUGUGGGAUGCCGCUGUUGCUGUGGGGAUUUGGAUGUGACUUUUGGGUUAUGAUUGACAUAGCCUUAGGAGCUACUGGUGUCUUCAGUUUGCUGUAAUCUUGGCAAACUGCGUCUGAAGAUGGUCUGUCUGUGGCAGGGUGUGGUGGUUGCUGGCGCCAGCGUGUGUGAGACACGCUUCCUGUUGACUUGGCACAGGCAGCAGUGAGUGUGAACGCACACCGUAUGGUACAGCGCAGGUCAGAUGUCAGUGAGUCUGUCAUCCGGAAACAAGCAGGCUUCCAGAUGGUGGCCACCACACAGGUGCCCCACAGCUGGAGAGACACUGCGUGGCCUCGGGUUCCUCCCUGGGUCUGAAAGCCGAGCCGCGCUGUUCUGCAGCAGGUGCACAGCUUCUGCGUGGGCAUGUGCGGCCUUGACAUCAGCCACCCACGUGUCCCCGUGGCAGCUGGUGCUGUCACCUGCGGAUGUGUGUGCACGACCCAGAGGCAUCGUGUCUGCGCAUUCUGUUUCUUUGGGGCCGACGUAGCAGACCUGUUAGCAGAACUGUAAAUGCCCUUUGGAGGGACCAGUUCCAGUCCCUGAAGCAGCUCCCUCGCAGGUGCCAUGGGCUCUGUGGCCUCGGACAGGCCUGGGCGUUGAAGGAGGGAGGGUGUAUGCUCAGCUCUGCGUGUCCUGCGGCCACUCUGCUGGCCUCUCCUGGCUGCCCCUCAUCCAGAGAAGCUGAGCAGCUCUGAGCGGGCUGUCGGCAGCCGCGGGGAGGCUGGGGAAGGGGGAGGCCGGCAGCUGCAGCGGGGGACCAAGACCAGAGCCCAGGCGGCGGGCAGCUUCCUCCCCGCCCUUCAGGGCGUGUGUGCCUGCGGGAGGAGUGGUUCGUGGCUUUGACCACGGUUGCACGUGGCUUCUAGGCUCAGAAUGCGGUGUUAGCUCCGCCCGCGGCAGCUGGCUGGACGCCUUCAGAGCAGCCAGCUGGCAUGCAGCAGACCAGUGUACAGUACAGCUGUCACUUUCUUCACAGGUAAGGGCACGGCUGGAAGGGUGCUGGGGUGGCCCUGCUGUCCUCUGGGGAGGCAGGAUACUGGCAGCUGGCGGUGGGCUGGCUGCCACCUGCCCCGUUUAGGGUCCUGUAAUCGCCUUCAUACCAAAAGCGCCCUCCUCCUGUCAGUCAGACACUGAGUGUCUGCUGGCUUGACACAAGGCUGUCGUUGCUAGUGCCUGGGGUGCUCUUGUCCCCCUCCAGGGCACGUCUGCCCACGUUCUGAACAAACCAGGCCACCUCACAGGCUUUCUCCCAGCAGAGGAGAGGAGGUGAUGAGUUAGAGACAGAAGAGUCCCGAGAAGUCUGGGCUGUCGUCCUCAGCUCCGAGCACAGUGGCCAUUUCCAGGCCCAGGUGCCUUCACUGACAGCGCCUGGCACCCUUGCCGUUCACCCGGUCUGGUCUUUUCUCCAGCAGGGAGCCUGCCGUCACCUGUGUGCUGUGCCCUGUGCAAGCAGAGACUGAGCCCUGCACCCCGCUCAGGGCCUGGCUGUGAUCCGAGGCAGGGGCCAGCCAGUGCCCCCUCCGCGUUUACACACCAUCUGGAGGGCGCUGUCUCGAGUAGCCCAGAGCUCUGUUCCUGUGUCUGCAGACAGGUCCCUGCUCUGUUUCCUUCUUCCCUCCCUCCCUCCCAGUUUUCUAGUUUUCUUCAUCCAUCCACACGGUCAUUCUACUGCUGAAAAUUGAAACAGCAUGUCAACGUUUCCUGUCA
Molecule: messenger RNA, 11042 nt
Organism: Oryctolagus cuniculus (rabbit)
Lineage: Eukaryota; Metazoa; Chordata; Mammalia; Lagomorpha; Leporidae
Source: RefSeq, a predicted model, not a curated record